AUGGUGUCCUGGAGCGAUGGGUCCGAUAGCAGCGAGCACACCGUGGAGUACGUCAGCUCAGGUUCUGACGACGACAGAAUUAAGAUCCCUGCUACCAUUGAAGACUCCGAUUUCGAGGGACCUGAAACGGAGUUGCUUGUUCUCUGCAAUGAACAUGGGAAGGCCGCAGAAAGGCGUGUUGCUUUCGAAGGAAUCCACACUGGCAGAAGGUUUCUUUGCUGUGUUGAGAAGGAAGGUAGAAACUGUGGAUUAGUUGAAUGGAUUGAUCCAGCUUGGCCCAACACCCUUGAGAAUGCAUUAGCCAAGUUAUGGUUUAUGUAUGAACAAAGUAGGAGAGACAGGACUGAGGAAAAUCUUUUGCAUUCAUUUGCUGUUCAUGACUUGACACAAGAGAAGAAGAAGCUGCAGGAGAGCUAUGAGAAGUUGGUUGAAGAUGUGAAUGGACUUUUGGAUGCUCAGGAAAGGAGGGCAGAGGUAGAAAGGAAAGAUCUUGAAACCAACAAGCUUCAGGAGAAGUAUGACAUGGUUAAGAACCUAGCAGCUACUCAAGCAAAUUUCAUUAGGAACAUGAAGCUCAAGCUAGCUGAAGAGAGGAAGAACUUGCAGAACCACAUUGAUGAGUUGAAGAAGACAGUUGAAGAGAGCAAUGUGAAGCUGCGGGGAGUCAAGGCCAUCAUAAAUGGAUAA
Molecule: messenger RNA, 687 nt
Organism: Triticum turgidum subsp. durum (durum wheat)
Lineage: Eukaryota; Viridiplantae; Streptophyta; Magnoliopsida; Poales; Poaceae
Source: the annotation of a GenBank genome assembly